Suricata suricatta (meerkat) is the source of this 2264-nucleotide messenger RNA. It is a transcript of the gene PNPLA2, whose product is annotated as patatin like phospholipase domain containing 2. Gene Ontology annotation, cellular component: cytoplasm; membrane; lipid droplet. Gene Ontology annotation, biological process: positive regulation of triglyceride catabolic process; lipid homeostasis; triglyceride catabolic process. Lineage: Eukaryota; Metazoa; Chordata; Mammalia; Carnivora; Herpestidae. Gene Ontology annotation, molecular function: triacylglycerol lipase activity. The transcript is spliced from 9 exons. The record is from RefSeq and is a predicted model, not a curated record. Bases 139 to 1596 code for a protein of 485 amino acids.
CGGCCACCGCCUGGCACAGCGUCUCCGCCUUCGCAGGCGGGGACCCGGAGCAAGAGCGACCGCGGGGCCAGGCCCGGCCCCGGAGCGAACGGGAGCGCAAGGCGCGCAGCGAACCCCGGAGCCCGGAGGGCCGCAAAGAUGUUUCCCAGGGAGGCGACAUGGAACAUCUCGUUCGCGGGCUGCGGCUUCCUGGGCGUCUACCACGUCGGCGUGGCCUCCUGCCUCCGCGAGCACGCGCCCUUCCUGGUGGCCAACGCCACGCACAUCUACGGCGCCUCGGCCGGGGCGCUCACCGCCACCGCGCUGGUCACCGGCGCCUGCCUGGGCGAGGUAGGUGCCAACAUCAUCGAGGUGUCUAAGGAGGCCCGGAAGCGGUUCCUGGGUCCCCUGCACCCCUCCUUCAACCUGGUAAAGACUAUCCGUAGCUGCAUGGUGAAGACCCUGCCCGAUGACAGCCAUGAGCGUGCCAGCGGGCACGUGGGCAUCUCCCUGACCCGCGUCUCUGAUGGCGAGAAUGUCAUUAUAUCCCACUUCAGCUCCAAGGACGAGCUCAUCCAGGCCAACGUCUGCAGCGCCUUCAUCCCCGUGUACUGCGGCCUCAUCCCUCCGGCCUUCCGGGGCGUGCGCUAUGUUGAUGGCGGCAUCUCGGACAACCUGCCUCUCUACGAGCUCAAGAACACCAUCACCGUGUCCCCCUUUUCGGGAGAGAGUGACAUCUGCCCACAGGACAGCUCCACCAACAUCCAUGAGUUCCGGUUCACCAACACCAGCAUCCAGUUCAACCUGCGUAAUCUCUACCGCCUGUCCAAGGCCCUGUUCCCGCCGGAGCCCACGGUGCUGCGAGACAUGUGCAAGCAGGGCUACAGGGAUGCGCUGCGUUUUCUGAGGCGGAACGGCCUCCUGAACCGGCCCAACCCCGUGCUGGCGCUGCCCCCUGCCCGCCCCCACGCCCCCGAGGCCGAGGAUGCGGAGGAUGCGGAGGAGGCCUCGGGGGCCCUCGUGGAAGGUCCCUUGCAGCCACCCCUGGAGGACCACAUCCUGGAACAUCUGCCUGCGAGGCUCAAUGAGGCCCUGCUGGAGGCCUGCGUGGAGCCCAAGGACCUGCUGACCGCGCUCUCCAACAUGCUGCCUGUGCGUCUGGCCGCAGCCAUGAUGGUGCCCUACACUCUGCCGCUGGAGAGCGCUGUGUCCUUCACCAUCCGCUUGCUGGAGUGGCUGCCUGACGUCCCUGAGGACAUCCGGUGGAUGAAGGAGCAGACAGGUAGCAUCUGCCAGUACCUGGUGAUGCGUGCCAAGAGGAAGCUGGGAAGCCACCUGCCCUCCAGGCUCUCGGAGCAGGUGGAGCUGCGCCGCGCCCGGUCACUGCCGUCUGUGCCGCUGUCCUGUGCCUCCUACAGCGAGGCGCUGCCCAGCUGGAUGCGCACCAGCCUCUCGCUAGGGGACGCGCUGGCCAAGUGGGAGGAGUACCAGCGCCAGCUGCUACUGGGCCUUUUCUGCACUAACGUGGCCUUCCCACCCGACGCCCUGCGCAUGCGUGCCCCCGCCAGUCCCACUCCUGAGCCCCCACAGCUCCCACCUGGCUCGCCCCCUUGCUGAGUGCUCUCCCACCCCGUCCUUCCUCAGCCCCCUGGGGUCCCGGUGCUGAGGGCUGGCGCCCCGGCUUCCCUGCCCCGUGAGGUGGGGCCCUGGGGCGGGCUGAGAUCCCUCCUCCUGGGCCUCUCUCCAUGACCUCUGCAGGAGUAAGGAGAUGGGGCCCCUCCCAGCUGCUAGCACGGGACUUGCCGUCACCCCCCACCGACCACUCGGUGCCUUUAUCUCCCGCUCCGCCCCGCCCCAGGCCUGGGGAAGCGCGGGGCCCCCACCUGGCGGCCCCGGUCCGUGCAGUAUUACUCCUGAGAGCUUUGCACCUGCUCCUCCCUCAUUUGCCAAGUUUCGCGGAAGACCGUUUGUGAAUAAUUAUUUAUUUUCGCCAAAGCAGUUAUAAUAAACACCACAGCUCAGCCCCUGCCUCCUUCACUGUGUGUGACUCCCAGGCCACAGGGGUCCUGCUGUCCUCCGGCCUGGCAUUCAGGGCCUGCAGCUGGGCCUGAGGCCGUCCCCCAACGGCAGUUGUGGGCCUGAGGUCUAGCCCACUUCUCUGCCCGGGACUCCUGUGUUUGCCCCACCUUGACCUGUGCUGCCUGACCCUUGGGCACAGCCAAGGGCCGGUGGAAAUACCGGGACCAAGAUCCUUGCUAAAUAAAACCUGAGAAAUGUUUACAAAA